AUUAUUUAGCAGGUAACAUCUAAAGGUACUGGUUUAAAUCCUAAUGCCAAAGUAUGGCAAGAAAUUCCUUCUGGAAAUACAGACACCACUGCAGUUACUCAUGGAACGGAAAGCUCUUGGCAUGAAACAGCAGCCACUUCAGGGUCUCAUCCUGAAGACAAUUCAGAGCUUCCCAAUGAUGAGUGCAAAGAAUAUGAAAUAAUGUAUUCGUCAUCUUGUGAAACCACAAGAAAUCCAACAGGCAUUGAAGAAUCAGCUGAUGGAAUCCUUUCAGGACCGGAAGAUCCGAAUUAUCAAUUAUAUGACAUUUCUGGAGAAAACAAUUCAGCAAUUUCUACAGAAGAUCUAAAAGAAUGCCUGAAGAAGCAAUUAGAAUUCUGUUUUUCACGAGAAAAUUUAUCAAAGGAUCUUUACUUGAUAUCUCAAAUGGACAGUGAUCAGUUCAUCCCAAUCUGGACAGUUGCCAAUAUGGAAGAAAUUAAAAAACUGACCACAGAUCUUGACCUAAUCCUUGAAGUGUUAAGAUCUUCCCCCAUGGUUCAAGUUGAUGAGAAGGGUGAGAAAGUGAGGCCAAGUCAUAAACGAUGCAUUGUUAUUCUUAGAGAAAUUCCAGAAACAACACCAAUAGAGGAAGUGAAAGCUUUGUUCAAAAAUGAAAACUGUCCCAAAGUGAUAAGCUGUGAGUUUGCACACAAUAGCAGCUGGUAUAUCACCUUCCAGUCAGACACGGAUGCACAACAGGCUUUUAGAUAUUUAAGAGAAGAAGUGAAAACCUUUCAGGGCAAGCCAAUCAUGGCAAGGAUAAAAGCCAUCAAUACUUUUUUUGCCAAGAAUGGUUAUCGAUUAAUGGAUUCUAGUGUGUAUAGUCCUCCCAUUCAAGCUCAAGCACAGUAUGCCUCACCAGUCUAUAUGCAGCCUGUGCAUAAUCCUCACCAACAAUAUUCUGUCUAUAGUCUUGUGCCUCAUCUUGUGCCUCAGUCUUGGUCUCCAAAUCCUGCACCUUACUUUGAAACACCACUAGCUCCUUUCCCUAAUGGUUUUGUGAAUAGCUUUAAUUCACCUGGAUCUUAUAAAACAAAUGCUGCUGCUGCUGCUGCUGCUACUACUAUGACUAUGAGUCGACCAUUCCCCAAAAAUCACGUGAAGCCUCAUUUUAGGUCUUCCAGUGGUUCAGAACACUCAGCAGACGGCUCUGUAUCAUUGGGGGAUGGACCAUUAAAUAGAUCUAAUUCGAGAAACUUUCCAGCUGAACGACAUAACCUAACAGUAACAGGACAUCAGGAGCAAACUUACCUUCCAAGAGAGACUCCCACUUUGCAGAUGGAACAGAAUGGAGACAAUGGUAGAGGCAGGAAAACUGUCUCCCGAGGUCGAAGACGACGAGAAGAUGACAGAAUCACUAGACCCCCUCCAACAGCUGAAGCAAAGGCUCCAACACCAAAGUUUGACCUGUUAGCCUCAAAUUUUCCUCCUUUACCUGGAAGUUCAUCAAAGACACUGGGUGAACUCUCUUUGGAGAGCAGGAUGUCUGAUAUCGUUAAAGGUGUCUACAAAGAAAAGGAUAAUGAAGAGUUGAGAGUUAGUUGCCCAGUGGCUACAGAGGAUGAACAGGCUCACUGCAGCUCUACUCAGCAUCUCAGUAUGAGCUCAAGUCCUCCUGUUACUGCGGAACUUCCUACAUUAAGCACAACCGAGCAAGAAAAGAAUAUACCAGAGGAACCCACUAUUCAGAAGGAUAGCCUCAACCAGACGACUUUACCACUUUCUUCCCCAACUAGUAUAAAGCCAUCAAGGACAGAUACUGCUUCACCAAGUGAUAGUAUAAAUGCAACCCUAGCUGUGGCCCUACAGGAACCUCGAAAGUUAAGCUAUGCUGAAGUGUGCCAGAAGCCCCCUAAAGAGCCAUCUCCAGUUCUUGUGCAACCACUACGGGAACUUCGCUCCAACGUUGUGUCUCCCACCAAAAAUGAAGAGACUGAAACUCCUGAAAAGUCUGUUGAGAAACCACAUGAUAAGCCAGAAGCAAGGGCUAGUAAGGAUUAUUCUGGCUUUCGAGGCAACACAGUUCCCAGGGGAGCAGCUGGAAAAAUCAGGGAACAGAGACGCCAGUUUGGCCAUAGGGCUAUACCUCAGGGAGUGACUCGACGUAACGGCAAAGAGCAAUAUGUGCCACCCAGAUCACCAAAGUAA
Elephantulus edwardii (Cape elephant shrew) is the source of this 2190-nucleotide messenger RNA. It is a transcript of the gene LARP4, whose product is annotated as La ribonucleoprotein domain family, member 4. NCBI's taxonomy places the organism in Eukaryota, Metazoa, Chordata, Mammalia, Macroscelidea, Macroscelididae. Gene Ontology annotation, molecular function: mRNA 3'-UTR binding. The coding region runs from base 202 to 2190 and encodes 662 amino acids. Gene Ontology annotation, cellular component: cytoplasmic stress granule; cytosol. Gene Ontology annotation, biological process: positive regulation of translation. The record is from RefSeq and is a predicted model, not a curated record. The transcript is spliced from 14 exons.